AACACUGUUUUUAAGAUGGCGAUGGAUUAGUAUUUUCGUUUCUGCGUUACUUUCGUCCUUAUGUUUGUCGCGUAACUUUUAUGAUGAAUUUGUAACCUUUCAUUAGUCGGAGACAUCUUGAAAGGGCACCUUGGCGAGGCGUCGAUGGCGUCGCCCUACCAGCAGCAGGUGCUGGGCGGCCCCAUGGGGACCGGGAUGGGGCCCCCCCUGCUGUCCCCGCAGCAGCAGGGGGGCCCCGGCUUUGCGGGGGCUCCCGACGCCGGGGAGCCUGUGCAGGCCCUGCAGCACAAGGACCUGAACACGGUGAUGAUGUGCCGCGUGGGGCAGGAGACCGUGCAGGAGGUGGUGGCCAAGGCCAUCGAACUCUUCCAGAACCUCAAGGCAUUGCAGCCCCCGACGGGCGUGGCGUCCAGCAUGGCCGGCCAAGAGGAACGGCGGCUCAAGCUGCAGGACACGCUCCGUACGGUGGGCAUGCUUUUCAAGAGGCUGCACCGCGUCUACAAUAUCUGCAGCGACUGCGGCCCCAGUGCAGGGAGCCAAUACACACCCAUCGAGCCCGACGUGACUCUUCAAAGCCUCGUUCCAAUGAAAGACGAGGCCAAGACCAGCGAAGAGAAAAAGCCAUCAGAGGUCACCCGCAGCCUCCAAGAAGAAAGGGCGAGGCUUACGGAGCAAGUGGUGAUCAAGAACAGGCAGCUCAAGGAAGUGCUGGAUGCCUUGCGCAACAUCAUCUGGGAAAUCAACACCAUGCUGGCCAUGAGGAAAAGGCACUUGCAGUUCAGCCACCGGGUAUCAUCCCUGAAUCCACCCAAGUGACACCGCAGGAACGGCACAAUAAAACUUGGGUUAGAAACCUUA
This is a messenger RNA of Ixodes scapularis (black-legged tick), 858 nucleotides long. RefSeq names its product mediator of RNA polymerase II transcription subunit 30 (gene MED30). The record is from RefSeq and is a predicted model, not a curated record. Gene Ontology annotation, molecular function: transcription coregulator activity. Gene Ontology annotation, biological process: positive regulation of DNA-templated transcription. Gene Ontology annotation, cellular component: mediator complex. NCBI's taxonomy places the organism in Eukaryota, Metazoa, Arthropoda, Arachnida, Ixodida, Ixodidae. The transcript is spliced from 6 exons. The coding region runs from base 145 to 816 and encodes 223 amino acids.